AUGGCAAGCAAACCUUUGCCUGGCUGCUGCUCGGCCCCCCGCAGGCUUCCACCUCAGCCCCGCUACAGCGGCUUCCACCAUCCCGUCACAGGGGGCGGCGGGUCGAGGCUGGAGGCGGUAAUGGAAAAUCUGCAGCGCCAACAGGCAGCUCGUUUUCCCGUAGAGGAGAAGUUCCAGCAGGAGGAGAAAAACAGAACUUUCCGCAGUAAGGUACAGUCCCAGAUCCACCAGCAAGCUGUGGCUUUCAGCCACUACCACGGCGCGCUGGGCGUCACUGUGGCAGCCGGAGCUGCUUCCUCCACCGCGAUGACGAGUCUUCACCGGGAGGACAAGGACGGGAAUUUAAAACCUUACACUGGUGAGGAGGUGCGGGUCACAGAUGACCAGGAGGACAGUCAUAAAGACAUGUCAAACUCUUUCCAACUCCAUGAAGCUCGUCUGUCUCCAAACGGCGCCCCGGUGCGCCGCCUUACCACUGAUCAAGUCUCACGCACAGAUCCGUCCGCGCUGUCCGGUUCCUACCAAGACUGGACCUACGAGGAGCAAUUUAAACAGGUAAGGGUCGCCGCUGGAUGGCCUGUUCAAAAAAGGAGUUAG
This is a messenger RNA of Poecilia reticulata (guppy), 597 nucleotides long. The record is from RefSeq and is a predicted model, not a curated record. Lineage: Eukaryota; Metazoa; Chordata; Actinopteri; Cyprinodontiformes; Poeciliidae.